This is a messenger RNA of Aspergillus saccharolyticus JOP 1030-1, 2866 nucleotides long. RefSeq names its product putative MYB DNA binding protein (Tbf1). Bases 88 to 2622 code for a protein of 844 amino acids. Gene Ontology annotation, biological process: telomere maintenance via telomere lengthening. The transcript is spliced from 4 exons. The record is from RefSeq and is a predicted model, not a curated record. NCBI's taxonomy places the organism in Eukaryota, Fungi, Ascomycota, Eurotiomycetes, Eurotiales, Aspergillaceae. Gene Ontology annotation, molecular function: double-stranded telomeric DNA binding; protein homodimerization activity.
GCCCUACGCUUGCGCCCUACCCCUAAGCCCUCAUUUCUGCUCUUGGAAAGGACAGGCAUCUCCCUCCCAUUGGGAAUCGUCCCUAUCAUGGCCGACAUUACUGUGACAGGCCCGAAAGUUGAGGAGUCAAUCUCCUCUGAACUCCCUGCGCUUCCGACCGAGACUGACAGUCAUGAUGUGCCUCCGAAGAUGUCGCAUCCUCUCGAAGAAGAGGACGGCUCCGUCUCUCCCCGGGCUGCCAAAAAACGCCGUCUCGAGUCCGAACCGUCCGAGCUCACCUUGCCGCCGCACCCCGGUGAAAUAACAGUAGCAGACCAAGUCCCCGGAAAUCAGAUUGAACAAGAACUGGCCUCUGCGUUGGGGCCCAGUAUCGUGGACACGGUGGAACCUCUGGAAGGCACACCAACUCAACUUGAUGGCACGGCAGCGGAAACUGCAGUUGCGCCCGAGACAACUGCCGACAUCGAUUCAGACAUGGCCACCGUUAUUUCAAGUAUCAUGAACCACGCCGAACGUGUGGAGGAACAAGUUGUGAUCGGUCAGCAACAGCUGGCGGAUACUGCGAGCCCGGCUCCGAAAGGCAUGGUGUUUGUCAAGGCCAAUUCACACUUGAAGACCCAGAGUUUGCCUAUUCUGGACAAUCUGUCUACCCAGAUUCUCUCGUUGCUUGCCAAGUCGUCGUACCAAGAAAUUACCUCGUUCGUCUCCGAGCCAGAGACCGAGAGCGGCCAAGCCUAUGCCACCAUGCGCUCUUUGUUCGACCACACGAAGAAAGUCUACUCAACCAAGAAGUCGUUCCUAUCUCCUACCGAACUGGAGCUCACCGAGCCUUCGCAGAUUGACAUCAUCCGGAAGGCGAACCUCGCGUCCUUCGUCUCCAGCAUCUUCGGCACUCAGGAGAUUGGAUUUUCUGAACUGAAUGACAAUUUUCUCGAUGUGUUUGUUCCCGAAGGUGGUCGCCUUCUCAAGGUGCAAGGCGCUUUGUUUCUGGAACUCAAGACACAGGCGUUUAUUGCCUCCAUGAACAAUUCCGAGCGCACCCGAACAGAGUUGCUGUACGACCUUUUCCCUGAUGACCUGGAGCAACAGCUGCUGGACCGUCGCCCAGGUACUCGUCAACUAGCUCCCAGCGAGGCGGACUUUGUCAAGCGCGCCGGAUCGCGCCGUGACAUCUUACUCAGCGACGUCAACAACGAGGAGGCUAUGAAGGCUCUGCCAGACAAAUACCAUUGGGAGGACUUCCUCCGAGAUUUGAGCUCUUACGUUACCAAAAACUUUGAUACCAUCAGCAACCAACAGACGAAAAAGAUCACGAAGGGUCGCCAGCCAUCCUCGUCGAAUGGAGAUUCUCAAGAGCCUCCCAGCGCACCCCUCCAAGGCCAAUUCCCUGUUUCGACGCAGCCACCGGAUGUUCCAGUCGACCGGAACAUGCAUGGAGAUCUCGUUGCUCGUGCGGCGCGUGCGGCGCAGAUUGCUCUGCAAGGCCAUGGGCUUAGACGAUCACAACAGCAACAGCAAUACCAGCAACAACAAUCUCAGCAGAAUCAACAACAGCCCCAACAGGUACAUCAGCCGCAGCAACCCCAGCCGCAACAACACCACCAGUCGCAUACAAUCCACCAGCCCCAGAUGCAGCAACAGCCGCCUCCUCAGCAAGCACAGCCCCAGGGCGGUCAGAUCUUGCAUGGCUACUCUGCUGCUCAGCCGACGGGUCAGAUGCCUCACCAGCAGACUCACCAGCAGCCUUAUCAUCACAGCCCAGCGCCUUCUGGCUACCAGCAUCCGCCCAGCCAGCUCACAUUUCAGCCAAGCCCCCUUCAAGCCAAUUUCCAACAAUACAGUCAUGUGACCCCAGCGUCGAUUCCGCGACCUAAUUCGGCCGCGGCCAAUCACGGUUACAUGCCAGGCAUACCACAUUAUUCUCAGUCCCAGCCUACUCAGGUUCUCUACGAGCGGGCUCGCAUGGCGGCUUCUGCCAAGUCAUCUCCGAGCAGCCGCAAAUCGGGCUUGCCCAGUCAGCGACGUCCCUGGACCACCGAGGAGGAAAAUGCAUUGAUGGCGGGCUUGGAUCGCGUCAAGGGACCACACUGGAGUCAGAUACUCGCUAUGUUUGGCCCUGGGGGGACCAUAAGUGAAGCUCUGAAGGACCGCAAUCAGGUGCAGCUCAAGGACAAGGCGCGUAAUUUGAAGCUUUUCUUCCUGAAAAGUGGCAUCGAGGUACCCUACUACUUGAAGUUUGUCACUGGUGAGCUGAAGACUCGCGCACCUGCUCAGGCUGCUAAGCGGGAAGCCCGUGAGCGGCAGAAGAAGCAAGGCGAGGAAGACAAGGCUCAUGUGGAGGGCAUCAAGGGCAUGAUGGCUCUGGCUGGCGCCCAUGCUCAGCCGGUUGGCAUGGGUCAUGGCCACGAUGCGAUGUCUGCAUCCCCUGGACUGCCGCAUGACCCUAAUGCUCAUUCAGCUUUCGACCAAACUGCGGAGCAGAACCUGAUGCAGACUCUCGGCCAAGAGGUGCAUGGAGAGUCUUUUGGGCAACCUCACCACCAUCAUGUUCAGCAUCAACAGCAUCACCCGCACCCGCAUCAUCAGGACCAUGUAGAUCCGAAUAUGCAUUUAGGACAAUGAUGCGGUUGACGUUGACAUGACGCGCCAGUCAGAUUUCGCUUUUUCACCUUGAUCUCUCCCACAAAUGUAUCAUGUUUUAUUAUCGAGCUUGUUCUUGCUUUUCGUCGGUGCUUUGAGCGGUUCCACUAACUACGACUAUCUAUCUGUGAUCCACUGGGCGGGAAUGUAUGAGGGUUGAUGCAUGGGUUGCAAACGGUGCACGAAGCUGUAGGAGUAUCGCGGAGUGUAUGUACAACGAUAACUG